This is a messenger RNA of Symbiodinium pilosum, 1439 nucleotides long. The record is from the annotation of a GenBank genome assembly. NCBI's taxonomy places the organism in Eukaryota, Dinophyceae, Suessiales, Symbiodiniaceae.
GUGCCUGGCGCACGGCCAAGAACAAGCCUGAUGCUGUAGAGCUGCAGGGUUGGACGCAGUUCCUCCCGCCUUCAAACUUAGAGUUUUUGUUCGCGCAGUGGCGAGCAGAACUCCUCCGGAGGAUCACUGAGACCGAGGGUCAGUACCCCGCUGCGGAAGAGUCCCUGGGCAUCUACUUGAAGCCACAGAAGGAUGUGGUCGUUCGCAAGAAGCAUGCGCCAGGCCAGCUCGUGAUCGCCCCCCUGAGCUGCAAGUUUGACAUCCGGCCUGAGCAGGAAACCCCCUCCAACAGCUUUGCCAUCUGCGUCGGUGUCCUCGAUCUUUUGGGCAAGAAUUACAGAGCGUGGAUCCUGCCGUUUCACUCUGCGCCGUCCAAGGCCGAAGUGGACGCCAAUCAUCGGCCUCUGUUCGUGCACCCUUUUUGGACCAUGAAGACAAGCAGCGAUGAGAAGGAGGCAAAUCUCGAAAUCGCUCCAAAGGGCCACGCCCAGCGGCGGAUCAAGAUCGACGGUGCCUGGAAAAUGCCAGUUGCCAAAAACAAGACUGUCCUCAACGAUGGCGACCAGCUAGUCUUGUUCAGGCCUGUCCCUCCCAAGCCUGAGCCAGAGGCGUUGGUGCCGGCUGGGCAGGGUUGCAUAUACUCGCCCAAGCGUACCGGCUCUUGUGAGCUGCAAAGAUCUAGCACUGACCUUGCUCGAACGCCAGACUUGCUGGAGAACAUGGCUGCGCAGCGCGCGCGCAUUCAGCAGGUGUGGCAGAUCACUGGCGGCGACCUGAAGAGGAAACAGACUUGGGUGGCCGAAACAAAGGAAGUGGACGGGAACACCUUUGUGAAGAUCGAUAAGUGGAAUCGACCCUUUGUCUCGUUCGUGACUGGCAAGGCCUUGCAACUGCAAGCGGGUCGCGAGGCCCACCGCCUCUCCAUCCCUGCCUUCGGCAAGCUUUUGGAUGCGCGCAAGGACGCCUGCGCGGAACUUUACCAAGCAACAGUGCGGGAGGCGGCUGCGGCCGCCGGAGACCCCGAACCCCAGGCCCGGCAGCCCCGGGAGGCGGACUGUUACUUAACAGGCCGCGUGGUGACCAUGAGGUUGCCUGCUGUCGAGUUCGAGGGGGACACGGCGGAUGCCAUCGAGAUGCGGGCCCUCUGGUCGAUCUCAGUGCCGGAGAUGUGGGUGGAGCUGACGGAGGCCAACAUGGACUAUCUCCGGGUGUGUUUGAAGAAGGGCCUCCAGGACCACACGGGCUCAGAGCCUCAGCGGCGCCGCCGCAAGAAGCUGCAGAACGCGCUCGGCGACAAGCACGCGAAGUCCCCCAAGAAGAAGAAGUCUCGCAGCUCACGCCGCAGGAUGAACGCGAACCCAGAAGAGCAUGAGCCGGCUCCCCUUCCCCCCCCUCCUGUUGCCAGUGCAGAAUGUGAUGAAGAGCACGAAACCAUGUGA